GAGCGCCCCGGGCUUGGGCACGCGGGGUCCGGGAGGCUCCGGAACGGGAUUAUGGGAGAGCGCGGCCCGCCCCACAGGGAUUCGGGACCCUGGGAGUUCCUCGAGCCGCAUCCAGCACCCUUAGUGAGCAGGGCCGGAGUCUACUCCAGAAGCUGAGCAGCCAUGACAUUUGCUGAGGACAAGACCUAUAAGUAUAUCCGCGACAACCACAGCAAGUUUUGCUGUCUUGACGUUCUGGAGAUCCUGCCUUACCUGCCCUGCCUCACAGCCAGUGACCAGGACCGACUGCGGGCUUCCUACAAGCAACUAGGGAACCAGGACACACUCUGGGAACUCUUCAAUAAGCUCCAGCGUCGUGUUGGCUGGGUACAGUGCUUCAUCCAUGCACUGAAGAUCUGUGAGCUGCCUGGGCUAGCUGAGCAAGUGACUCGAGUUUAUCAGAGCUACCUGCCUCCUGGGACUUCACUCCGCUUCCCGGCCCCAGUGGAGUCCCCAGCAAUUCCUCCUACAACUUCAGGACCUUCUGCGUGUGCUCCAGGCCACAGCAUCUCUGACAGUGACUACCAAGGGCAAACAGGCUACCCCAGGCCUGUCCAGGACACCCAGCCACCAAAGUCACCAGGAGAGAAUUCAGAGCAAGCCCCACAGGCCAGCUUUGGGGCCAUCCCAAGGACGCCUGGUGGCUCUUCGAUGCCCUCACCUAACCUGCAGGCUGUCAGCUCUCAGCCCACCAGAGAGCAUCAUGGUCAAGAACCGGAACUGAGUGGCACCUCUACAGCAAGUGUUGACUCCAACCCCACACCACCCCAUGGACCUGUGUCUCCAACUGUGUCCUUCAAGCCCCUACCACGUACUGCCCUUCGGAUGAGCCACUUGACUGGGGCCAUGGCAUCGGUUCCAUCUCCUGACACCUCCUUGUCUUCCUCUUCCACUGGAUUGGCUUUUACAAAGGGAGCUGGUGACCAGGCCAAGGCUGCCACCUGUCUUAGCACUGACGGGGAAGUACCCACCAAUUCUGUGACCACCAGCUCAGUGCCUUCUUCUGCCAAAGUGGUGCCGGUGACUACCAUGUCUUCCAAAGUGUCCUCCAAGUUGCCCAUCAGCACUAAGUCCACUGCUGCAAUGCCCUCUACUGUGCCCACCAGUACAGCACCAUCAAAAUUACCCAUCCACUCGGCAUAUGUUGGCACAAUGCCAUCCAAAGUGCCUGCUAGUGUGGCCAAAGCACCUGCCAACAUAAUGCCACCCGACAGGAGCAGCAACCGAGCCAAGGAGACCCUCGAGCUUCCAGCAGCCACGGUCACCACUAGAGGCGGCCUGCCCGGACCUGAGAGCUUGCACUCUGGGCCAGAGAUGAGCAAGCCAGGUGUGUUGGCGUCCCAGUUGGACGAGCCAUUCUCAGGCUGCUCUAUGGACCUUGCCAUCAGCCCUAGCAGCUCCUUGAACUCAGAACCCAAUCAUGGUCCAGAGGAGAACGAGUAUUCGUCCUUUAGGAUCCAGGUGAAUGAGGACCCCAGUGCUAACCUCCUGGCAGGAAACCCUGGGCCACUAGCCACCCGGGAGCCCCCAGAAGAGGAAGAGGAAGAGCUUUGUGUCAGUUCAAUACCCUGGCCCAAGUGGCUUGGGGCGGCACUCUUGGCUGCGUUCCUGGCAGUGAUGGUGUACCGUAGUAGGCGCCUGGCGCCCUGAAGCCUCAGCUGUGUGCCACUCACUUGCUCACUUCUGCCAAGCAUGUCCUCUAGGCUUGGGCUGCUGGAGACUGAGUCGGGAACUUAGAGAUGGGGAGGUCCAUUGAACUAUCUGGGUGGGAGCUGCACCGAGGCUCCAUCCACCGUGGGGAAGGGGAGAGACAUUCUUUCCAUCCUAGUUCAUGCCCUCUUCUGGUCUUUAGCUUUGGGGCACUGGAUUACCGCCACUACUUCCGACCCGCCCACAUGGCAGUAUAGGAUCUCAUGCUGUGUGCGCCUCAAGAGGUAUCCCCACCAGCCUCAUCUCUGUUGGCCCAAGCCUGAAGAUCAGGAGAUACCAUACUCUGUUGAUAGUGCUCCUCAUCCUGCCCAGGUCUCUUGAAACGAGCACAGGUGUAUUGGUGAAAACUGCCAUAACAUCUAGUGCCUUCCACCAGCAACCCAGCCUAAGGCCUUGGCACUAGAGCCUAGGAGCAGUGGAGUGGCUGGUUUCUAGGGAGCUUUGAAUCAUCAGUCUCUGGUCCCUCUCCACAGCCAGGCAACCCUAAGGGAAGGUCUGAAGGUUCCCUGUGGACUCCAAGAACGCCAGAAGCAGCUGUCAGGCCUGAGGAAGACUCUGGGAGCCCUGUUCUAGCCCUCCUUACCCCACCUCUUCACUUCCUCCCUCCCUCCUGGUCUCCUUGCUCUUUGGUUUCCUAUACUGGAUGAUGGAACACCUAGUGGGCGGAGCUCAGGCUGGCCUUGGAUUUCAGUUCCACUCUUUCUCUGGCUUUAGCAGACAUUUAGCUUCUCUAGUCUUUUCCCCAGUGUGGACAGUGAGGAGCCCUUCCUUUUACUGGGCUCGUCUGAGACUGAAGGAUAUAGAUAUUUCCGUAGUGCCUAGCCCAGAGGGAAUGACUACCAAGUACUGACUCUCCUGCCCACCCUGGUUGAGCUCAGGUGAGCUUGAGAGGCAGAGUACAUGGUGGUAAUGGCACAGUCUUUGGCUUUGAGAAGAAGCCUUGGCCUGCAUAGUGCUUCUGUCUCUAGCACUGUGUAGUCUGCCUGUGGUCUCUGACAAGGUGUAAGCCUCUGUGCCUCACUUUUCUCACCUGUGAGAUGGGGCGAAUAUGUAUAUGUAUGUGCUAAUAUGUUCUAAUAUUAUCAAGAUAAUUAAAUUAAAAGUUUAUCUGCA
This is a messenger RNA of Peromyscus maniculatus bairdii (prairie deer mouse), 2862 nucleotides long. RefSeq names its product mitochondrial antiviral signaling protein (gene Mavs). NCBI's taxonomy places the organism in Eukaryota, Metazoa, Chordata, Mammalia, Rodentia, Cricetidae. The record is from RefSeq and is a predicted model, not a curated record.